AUGGAUAUCAUGGAAAGAGCGAAUAAUUGGUCCCCAGGCAACUACAUGGAUGACAAUGAACUUCUGCAAGAAAUCGCGGGACAAACCCAUUCCUCGCUAGACGACCUAGAAGAUGUCUAUCCCUGCACUGCUCUCCAGGAGGGAAUGAUGGCUAUCACCAAAAAAGACCCAAUGGCCUACACUGUUGAAUACGAGUACCGGAUGUCGUGGGAAAUUGAUACUUUACGCCUCCAUAACGCGUGGGACUGCAUCUACCAGGCCAAUCCUAUUCUGCGCACACGAAUCAUUCCCACCCGCCUACAGGGGUGUGUGCAGGCAGUUGUCCGUGGUAGGAUACCCUGGGAGGAGCAGAAGCCUGGAUCUUUUGAUGCUGUGGGUUGUGAAUGGCGAGCUGGAGCACCGUUGGUGAAGUUCACCUUACUAUCAGACGCCGACAAUCAUCAACACACUUUGACGAUCCUAAUUCACCACGCGCUCUGUGAUGACUGGUCAAUGGCACUACUGUUGCAACAGGUGGAUUCAGCAUAUCACGGGAAGAAAAUCGCCUUUCACCCAUUCAGGCCUUUGAUUGACUAUAUCUCACAAUCUCGACGUGAGGCAGAAGUCUUUUGGGCGGCGGAAUUCGAGGACGCGCAUCAGUCAUCCAUGAAAGGAUUUCCAGCACGGCCCGCAGCCGGAUAUGAGCCCCAGCCUACCGAAUCACGGCAAUACCGUCUGUCCAGUUGCACAAAUGAAGGGCAGAGGUUCACAAUUAACUCAAAAGUGCGUUUGGCCUGGGCAAUCUUACAAUCACAUUACACGGGAUCCCCAGAUAAUGUUUUCGGGGCAAUCGACGCUGGUAGAGGAACACAAGUCCAAGGCAUUGAGAGCUUGAGCGGGCCAGCUUUGAAUUGUCUUCCGGUCCGUGUCAUACUGAACCCAGGCGAACGAAUAGUCGACGCACUACAUAAGGUUCAGAGUAAGUGGGCGGCGACAAUCCCUGUCCAGCAUAUUGGAUUGCAGAAUCUCUCUCGCUUGGGACAGGGGCCCGCGGCUGCAUGUCAAUUUCAGACGUUAUUGGCCGUUGAGCCACGUAACACACGGAGUAUUCCAAGCCUCUUUGUCAGCGGUCGAGAACUACAAAAGACAUAUGAUACAUACUCUCUUAUCUUGCGAUGCCGGCCAUCUGCCGAAUCCAUGUGUAUCGAAGCAUCCUUCGACCCGGCUGUCAUCACCCCUAGUCAGACGGAACGCCUGUUGCAGCAAUUUGCACAUAUCUACGAACAAGUAGAGAGCACCCCGGCCAUGACUCUCAGGGAUAUCAACACAAUCAGUCUCCAGGACAAGUUUGACUUAUGCCGUUGGAAUCUACCAGUACCGAUGGCUGCAUCACGGAGUGUGCUUCACCUAAUCUAUGAUCGUGUCUACCACAAUCCCCAGGAUACAGCUGUCUGCAGCUGGGAUGGGGACCUCACAUAUAAAGCACUCGACGGCCUCUCUUCCGCUCUAGCAAAUCGGCUGUUCUCGCUAGGAAUUAGGCCUGGUCAUUUUGUGCCAUUGUGCCUGGAAAAGUCGAAAUGGACGACGGUGAGCAUGUUGGCAGUAAUUAAGGCAGGGGCUGCUUUUGCAUUACUGGACCCGGCGUACCCGGUCCAACGCCUUCAAGAGAUGUAUCGCCAGCUUCAAGCUAGUCUGAUCAUUAUCUCGCCUGUAAAUGAGCCGAUUGUUUCUGUACUUACAGGAAGCCGUUUGAUUAUUGAUAGCACGAGAAUGGAGCCGUGGAUGAGUGACACUAACAAUGUUCUCUCUGAAGCCUUCAUUGCUACUCCACAAGAUGCCAUCUACGCCACAUUCACAUCAGGAUCAACCGGCACACCGAAAGGAGUAGUCGUCAACCACGAUGGAUUUGCCUCGAGCGCUUUGGCCCAUGGCGAACUUUAUGGCCUCACUCCCCAGUCCCGAGUCCUUCAAUUUGCAUCACCGGCAUUCGAUUCUUGCAUUAUCGAGCACCUCACUACAUUGAUCAUGGGUGGUUGCGUGUGUAUCCCCACCACGGCCGACUGCCAAAGCUCACUUGGGGACGCUGUAAGCCGAUUUGCUGUCAAUGUUGCAUGCCUGACACCCACUGUGACUCGGAUUGUAUCACCAGAGUCUCUCCAUUGCCUCGAAACUCUGGUAUUUGUUGGGGAGGCAGUCUUGGCCAGUGAUGUGGCGCGCUGGGAGCCGUAUGUCAAUGUGCGCAACGCUUAUGGGCCAGCAGAGUGUUCCGCGGUCUUCAGUGUUCAGCCCCACCUGCAAGUACAUGACCCUUCCAAUAUUGGAUUCCCCACAGGUGCUAUCGGUUGGGUUGUACAUUCUGAAGAUGAUCAAGUUCUGAUGCCAGUGGGAUGCAUCGGGGAAUUGCUGAUUGAAGGCCCAACGGUGGGACCAGGAUACAGCCUAAACCCCCAACGAACAGCAGCCGCCUUUGUUGAUGCACCUUCCUGGCGCCGACAGUUCGGAAGCUCAGGUGGGAAGGUGUACAAGACCGGGGAUUUGGUUCAGCAUGCAGGCGAUGGCUCUUUCCGUUACAUAGGGCGUAAGGACACGCAGGCCAAACUCCGGGGGCAACGGCUGGAAAUGGCUGAUAUUGAGCAUCAUCUGCGCGAUUCAUUUUCUCGCUCCACUGAUGUUGUGGCAGAGAUAUUGAGACCACAGGAUAUUUUGGUGGCCUUUAUCUGCACCGAUGAGCCCUUAUCCACCGCUUGUGCUAAAGAUGGACACGACAUAUUUGUUCCCCCUAGUGAUCAAUUCCGAACGGAAUGCUUUGCCGCGCAGAAAGAGCUAGCCAGUGCCCUCCCGGCAUUUAUGAUUCCAAGUCUGUUUUUGCCAGUCUCCCGGAUGCCAGUGACUACGUCUGGAAAGACCAAUCGUCGCGAACUGCAGAAAUGCGCGGCUCUUCUAUCUUGGGAAGACCUCCAAAGCUACCGUGGCAGCCCGUCGCAGUCUAGACGUUCUUCGACCUCUCGGGAAGAAAUCCUUCAACGGAUAUGGGCCCAAUCACUUAACCGUUCACCCGAAGAAAUGGAGGUGACGGAAAGUUUCUUCCGGUUGGGAGGAGAUUCGGUCAGUGCUAUGCAAGUGGCCGCCGCCUGCAAAUCAGCGGGUUUUAUGGUGACUGUCAGAGAUAUAUUUCGCUAUCAAAGCAUUGAGGAGUUAGCCGGCAAGAUGGGAACAUCAAGCAAUAGCUCUUACCUGUCUGCUGUGGCCGAUGAGGAUCCGAUCGACACUUGGUUCGGCUUGUCCCCAAUUCAACAGCUCUUUGUGCAGCAUACACCCGAGGGACAUGACAAGUUCACCCAGCAGUUCUUGUUAAAGGUUUCUAAACAUCAACCAGAAUCCAGGAUCCACCAGUCCAUUAGGGAUAUUGUCGACCGACAUUCAAUGCUGCGGGCAUUAUUUCGGCGGUUGCCAAAUGGGCAGUGGGAGCAAGCGAUCCGCCCAAAAGGUACAGACAGCUAUUAUUUCCGUGCGCACUCUCUUCCCUCGAUAGGGAUUCAAGGGCUUCGGGAUAUUCUCUCCAGGAGUCAACGGACGUUAGAUAUUAAGCAAGGAACUGUGUUGGCUAUUGAUCUCGUCACAACGCCGCAUCAGCAGUUUCUGUCAAUAAUGGCCCACCAUAUGGUCAUUGAUCUGGUGUCCUGGCGAGUGAUUUUGCAAGACCUAGAUGAGCUGCUAUUGACGGGAACGGUCUCUGGGUUGAAAUCGUUGUCGUUUCAGACUUGGUGUCUUUUGCAGCAUGAGUACAGUCGUGAGGCUCUGGAUCCCCGAAAAGCUCUUCCAAGAGAGAUCCCACCACCACCGGUCGAACUCAUCCAUACCGCUCUCGUGUAUGCAUUUUCGCAGACAUUUAAAGAUAGGCCUACGCCGACAAUAUUAAGUGAAGGUCAUGGGCGAGAGCCGUGGGACCAUCAAAUCGAUGUUUCACGUACGGUGGGCUGGUUUACCACUUUGGCCCCUGUUUUUGUGAAUGCAAAGAAGGACCAAGGAAUUGCAGAUCUACUCCAACGCCUCAAGGAGAGCCGCCGCUCUGUUCCUAGUAAUGGCUGGGGGUACUUUACUUCGCGCUAUCUUCACGAGGACGGGCCACGGCAUUUCCAGAACCACGGGCAGAUGGAAAUUAUUUUCAAUUACACAGGGCGGUUCCAGCAGCUUGAAGGAUCACAGGCACUUUUGAAACUGGCGACUCUCCCCGACCAUGACCUUAUUCCAGUUCCUCCAGAUUUGCCACGCUUUGCUCUGAUCGAUGUGUCGGCAACCGUCAUGGAUGGAUGCCUUCAUAUCUCAAUCUGGUACAAUCGACGCAUGAAGCAUCAAGAGAAGUUACACCAGUGGGUUCUGGGGUUCCAGAAGGCAUUGGAAUCUCUGCCCAUGAAUUUGAGACAGCAUCAGCGGUUUACGAUGUCUGACUUCCCUUUGUUAUCAGUGACCACAGAUGACCAGUUACAAAGUCUGGUGAGCCAGAUAUCAGGCAAGUGUCGGUUUUCUCCGUCGGAAAUUGAAGAAAUUUAUCCCUGCUCGCCCGUCCAAACUGGCAUGUGGCUCAGCCAGAUCAAAAACCCUGAUAUGUACUGGUCAAGAAUGGAAUGGUCGCUCCAUCCAACGUGCGCCCCUAUCGAUCUAAAUAAGGUGCGAGACGCAUGGCAGCGGGUAGUCGAUCGCUACACCAUUCUGCGGACCACCUUUGCAACUGGCCCUGGGGACCAGAACUACCCCGUUCAAGUUGUGUUGCAAUCAAUCGUCGCAGAUGUGAAGACUAUCUUUUCUGAUGGAAGCAUACACGCAAAUUGUGAUCCGUUGACUCAGCAACACGGCAGAAAGCAACCAUCUCAUUGGCUUAUCCUCAGGCCUCAGCCAGGAGGAGAAGUUCUCUGUGAACUCAACAUCCAUCAUAUGCUCAUAGAUGGCUACACUCGCCGCCUGUUGAUUUCAGACUUUCAGAAGGGUUAUGAUGGACAACUUAAGACUGAUCCAGGAGUUCAGUACAGAUCCUACAUUGCGUACUGUCAAGAGCAAGACGGAAAGGCAUCGCAGGAGUACUGGAAUCGGUAUCUUGAGGAUGUCAACCCAUGCAUCUUCCCUUCUUUGGUUUCUGUUGUUGAUCAAAAAUCUACUUUACUCUCAGUUCCAUUAAACGUUGAUUAUGGUGAUCGAAUUCAAUCAGUCUGCAACGGCCUUGGAAUCACUGUUUUCAAUCUCCUGCAGGUCGCGUGGGGCCUGGUCCUUCGUGCAUACACUGGUUCGGAUUCUGUCUGCUUUGCCUACCUGACGGCUGGUCGGGAGAUUCCUCUUCAAGGUGCACAAUGUAUUGCUGGCCCUCUAAUCAACCUUUUGGUGUGUCGCCUCUCCUUGAGCGAUGAAGAUGGAGUUGAGUCAGCUUUACGGAACAACCAGAGCUCCUACGCAAGUAGUCUGGAUAACCAGAUCUGCACUUUGGUUGACGUGAUACAUUCCUUGAACCUAUCAGGACAGGCAUUGUUCAACACAGCCAUGUCUCUGCAAAAGAAUAGUAUAAAUUGUGAUCAAAAUGGUAGCUCUGGGUCUCGGCUGGAGUAUCGUGGAGGACAUGACGUAACCGAGUUUGACUUGACUGUUAAUCUCUCGGUCAAUGAGAAAAGCGUCAUAUCUGGUGAUCUUACCUUCUGGUCACAUGCACUAUCGGAAGUGCAGGCAGAGCUAAUUGGAGAUGCAUUUCAGCAUGUUAUCGCACAGUUACUCGAUCCCAACAUCAUUAACCUGGGCCAAUUGGAUCUGGUUGGAGCCAAAAACUACCGAUGCAUGAUGAAUUUGAAGGAGAAUAUCCCAGAGGUGGGGACAUCCUGCAUUCAUGAUGUGAUCCAUGAACGGAGUUUGGCCAAUCCAGCUGCAUCCGCUAUCUGUGCCUGGGACGGCAGCUUCAACUACGGUGAGCUGGAUUGUAUAUCAUCAGAGAUAGCCAGCCACCUCCAGGAGCAGGGUAUAAGGCCAGAAAUAUUCGUGCCAGUGUGCAGUGAAAAGUCUCUCUGGGUUGUUGCCGCUGCACUUGCAGUUCUUAAGGCGGGUGGGGCUUUCAUCCUCCUAGAUCCGUCACAUCCCCUUGAGCGAUUGCAAGAUAUGGUGCGUGGGGAAUUUCAGUGCCCCUUGGUGUUAACUUCAUCUCGCCAGAGGCCGGUAGCAAGACAUCUUGCUCAUAAAGUCAUUGUGCUUGAUGGCGAGGAACAGGAAGUGUGGAAGCUCCAUCAGAGUCAGGGCUUACAUCCGAUGAAAGUCUCACCCAAAACACCAGCAUAUGCAACCUUCACAUCAGGGUCUACUGGGAAGCCAAAAGCAAAUAUAAUUGAGCAUCAGUCUUUCAUGUCCGCACAAAAAGCCCAUCAUAGAAUGGUCAAUCUUGCGGAGGGCUCACGGGUGCUUCAGUUCGCGUCUCACGCCUUCGACGCAAGCAUAGUCGAGAUCCUCACCACGCUCAUUGUCGGCGGAUGUGUUUGUAUUCCGCAGGAUAUCGACCGCCAGCAGAGACUAGCUGGAUUUAUUCAGGAAUACCAAGUUGACUGGGCACUGUUGACACCGUCUGUGUCGCGAAUGCUGGAUCCCAAGGAUGUCACAUCUUUAAGAACCUUGGUUUUGGGUGGAGAGGGUAUGACCAAGGAAGAUGUGCGCCGAUGGUCUUCGCAGUUGCAACUUAUUAAUGCCUAUGGUCCAUCGGAAUGCUCGGUUAUUGCCACGGUUCAAUCUUCCCUUGAUGCACUCUAUACAGAUCCUGCAGACAUUGGAAUGCCGGCAGGAGGCGCCACUUGGGCGGUUUCCCCCCAAAAUUCGGCUCAAUUGACCGCCAUUGGGGCUGUGGGAGAACUACUUAUUGAGGGUCCCAUUGUCGGUAGGGGGUACGCAAAUCGGCCUGAGCAGACAACCGCUUCAUUUAUUGAUGCUCCCGCUUGGCUACAAUCUUUCCGCUCUGGGCGACCUGGAAGGCUUUACCUAACGGGAGAUCUCGUAAGGCUCCUGCCCAAUGGAUCAACUCGAUAUAUUGGAAGAAAGGACCGUCAAGUCAAAGUGAACGGGCAACGGAUCGAGCUAGCCGAGGUGGAACAUCAUGUCCAGCAAUCCUUUUCAGGGAGCCCCGAGGUACUGGCCGAGGUGAUCGCCCCAAAGCAAUGCCAAACGACAUAUCUGGUAGCUGCAGUGAACAUUUCGAACUCACAUCUUUCGACGAAAUUUGACAGUGCGGUCACAGAAUCAAGGAAAAUUCUGCAAUCGGACAUCCCUUCUUUCCUCAUACCUGCAGCGUUCUUUCCUCUGCACAGUGUUCCGAGGAUGCUAAGUGGUAAGGUGGAUCGGCCCAAACUGCGUCAAGUGAUGUCGCAUGCAAUGGAGAAACAAUUAGAAGGAACAAACCAAGCUACGGAUCAUGUAUCCCAGGAUGAUUUAAGUCCGAUUGAACACCAACUGCGGUGUCUCUGGUCAAAAGUACUUCGGCGUCCAGCAGAGACAAUUGGCUCAGAUGAUCAUUUCUUCCGCUUGGGCGGCGAUUCGAUUGCCGUUAUGCGGUUGGCAUCAAGCGGCGGACCAGUCGGGCUAGAAAUGGCUGUUUCCAACAUUUUCAAGCAUCCUCGGCUGCGUGAUCUUGCGCGUGUAGUUGCUUGUCACUCCUAUUGUGGAUCCACGUCCGCGACCGAUGCUGUGGCAGACGACAUCGCUCCAUUCAGCCUACUUCAGUCUCAGCAACGUUCCGAAGCCCAAGCUCAAGCAUCUCUUCAAUGCGGUAUAUUGCUGGAUCAAAUUGAAGACAUCUAUCCAUGUACUCCCUUACAGGCUGCCUUGGCUUCCGUCACAGAAGGACGUUCUGGUGCAUACGUCGCAUUCCACCGCUAUCGACUACCUCCCAGCAUUGAUCUGGAUCGGCUGCAUCACGCCCUGGAUAGGGUCCUGAAAACACACGCAAUUCUACGCACCAGACUUAUCUACACGAAUGAUCUUGGUUGUCUUCAGGUUGUCGUAAAAAGUGAUGCGGUCGAUUUCCCGCAAUACUCGUGCGAUAAUGCGAUGGGUUUUGGAAAAGCCUUGGCCCAGUUCAAGGUUUUCCCAGUGCCAGCGUCAGGUUCUGACAUCGAAGAAUAUCAUUUGAUGUUAACAAUGCAUCAUGCGGUGUAUGACGCGUGGUCACUUGCACGGCUAGCGGAGGCUAUAGAUGAGGCCUAUAGUGACCCGGCGUGCGAAUUGCUGAAGCCAGCGCCAUUCAAGCUCUUUGUAAAACACGUCAUCUCCCAAUCCGAGAUAGCAUCCCAACGCUGGAAUACAGAGUUCCAUGGGAUAUCUGUGGUGCCGUUCCCCUCGUUGCCCUCUCCAGCUUACCGGCCGCAUGCGUUGGCCCACUCCCAUUGUGAAGUACCCACUGGGCCUUUUUCCGAGCACUCUGUCACCAGGACCACGGCUACCUGGCUCGCCUGGGCUCUUGUUCAAUCUCAGUACCAGAGCUCCGAGGAAGCUGUAUUUGGUAUUGUCUCAUCGGGACGUCGAGCACCAAUACGAGGCAUCGAAAACAUGACUGGCCCGACAAUUGCCACUUUACCUCUGAGAGUAACCCUUGACGGUAAUAAAACGGUUACCGAGCUACUGGAGGACCUGCAGCAAUGGUCCGUGGACAUAACCGCGGUAGAACAAUUGGGUUUGCACCAAAUCGCUAAGCUCAAUCCGGAAGCUGCAGAAUGCUGCAGGUUUCAGACUUUGCUCAUGGUAACUGGCCGAGAGGCAGACGAUGGCUCUCUGGAGACAGGACUGAUGCAACAUAUUGAGACAACUUCGGGUCUCGGGGCGUUCAGCUCCUAUGCUUUACAGUUGACGUGCAUCCUAAAGGCUGAUAGUGUGAUAGUUGAUGCCUCCUACGACGAGAAUGUAGUUCCUGAAUGGCAUCUGAAAACUAUCCUCGAUCAAUUCAGCCAUACCCUUCAACAAGUCUACCAGAAGCCACGUUCUAUGAUUAGCGACAUUCCCACGUUGAGUCCGUGUGCCAUCGAUCACCUGCGAAGGUGGGCAUUUCCCAAUUGUCCCCCGAGUCCAAACACUGUCAGGGCGAUGAUAGAAAAGCAUUCUGCGAGCCAGCCCCUAGCCCCGGCAGUUUGCUCCUGGGAUGGGAACUUCUGUUACGAUGAGGUGCUUUACCUGGCCCGUAAGGUUGGUUCCUUGCUUGUUACCAAUGGUAUUGGAUCAGAGUCCUUUGUCCCUAUAUACAUGGAACGGUCCCGGUGGACUGUCAUCGCUAUGCUCGGUGUUCUCCACGCACAGGCAGCAUUUGUCCUUCUCGACACUGCCCAUCCCGUGAAUAGGAUUCGGGAUAUUUGCAAUGAAUUUCAACCUUCACUCAUACUGAGUGCAGGGACCAAUAUGUCCACUGCUCAGUCACUAGCUCCUACAGUCAUUUCAGUUGGAGAGGACACUCUCCAAUAUCAGAUGACAACAUCGGACCUACCCAAUAUUCAAAACCCCUAUCAAGCCCUAUAUGCUAUCUUUACCUCAGGAUCUACCGGAAAGCCGAAAGGCGUGGUUGUUGAGAAUGGGGCUUUCGUUACCAUGUCGACUCGGUACGCCGAGCACUUACAGAUGGAUACUACUUCUCGGAUCCUUCAGUUUUCGUCCUACGCCUUCGAUGUGAGCAUGUUCGAAAUGCUUGGCACUUUAAUUAUUGGAGGCUGUAUCUGCAUUUUAUCCGGCUCUGAACGAAAGGAAGGACCGACCGAGGCCGUGGUUAGAAUGCAGCCAUCUCACGCCAUCUUCACACCGUCCCUGCUCCGAGUAUUGGCCCCCGCCGAUCUACCAUCAGUCCAUACUAUCAGCCUUAUUGGAGAGCCAGUCAUUGCCAGCGAUAUACGACAAUGGGCAAAUCAAGUACGCCUACUGAAUAGCUACGGGCCCGCCGAAUGCACCGUAUUCUUCACUAUUCAGACUGGUGUUGAUGUGAGUUCCCCAGCCAACAUCGGAUUCCCAAUCGCAGGGAAUGCGUGGCUUGCAAAUCCGCGGGAUCCUCAUCGGCCAGUACCAAUCGGGGCUGUAGGUGAGAUUCUGCUGCAAGGAUCUCUAGUCGGCCGAGGUUAUCUUAACAACCCUGACCAAACGGCAUCCGCGUUCCUUCCCUGCCCAAGAUGGCUCCAAGAUUUCUCAACAGGUGAUCACAAGAGAGUAUAUCGCACAGGUGAUUUGGCUCGGUAUGAAGCCGAUGGAUCGCUGGUAUUCGUGGGUCGGAGGGACUAUCAGGUCAAACUGCGGGGCCAGCGUUUGGAGCUCGGCGAUGUUGAGGAGAAUAUCCGCCAUCAUUGCCCUGGAUGUUGGAAGAACGUUGUCACUGAAAUUAUCACACCGGCUGGACCGGGUCAGGUAGCAUGUCUAGUUGCGUUUGUUGUACCCAACAACCCUGACAAUACCGAGGAACCAUCUUCUUCUUCCAUGGAUGCGCCGCUUCAACUGGACAUAGCAAUUCCACCCAACCAUGCCGGUCAUAUUACUGAUGCCAACACCCGGCUGUGUGCUGCUAUUCCGGACUACAUGGUUCCGUCUGCUUUUAUCCCUCUGCGCCAAAUGCCCGAGACCGUUGGUGGAAAGCUCGAUCGACGGCGACUUCGAGAUGCUGUCGCCACAAUGACACGGCAGCAGAUCGAACAUUUUGCUCCUAACAUAAAUCUGGUAAAGCAGCCCAUGUCGUCUGACCUGGAGCGGAUGCUUCAAGACGUCUGGGCAGAGACUCUGUCCGUUACACAUGCCGAGAUCGGGGCUGAAGACAGCUUCUUUCGACUGGGCGGAGAUUCGAUCUCUGCUCUCAAGGCCACUUCGCGAGCCGUGGCCAAUGGCAUUCAGCAUACCGUUGGGGAGUUGUUCCGUUGGGAAACCAUCCGGCAAACGGCCCGUCAGUUGGCUACCAAGGCUGAUAUAUCAUCUACCAUGACGAAAUCGCCUGUAAAUCCUCCGCUCUCACUCAUCCAUCCUGGUGAACAUACUUCCAUUGUUUCCUCAUUCUUCGCCGAGAAGCACCCUUUCAGUGCGGACAACAUAGUCGAUAUCCUCCCUACUCUACCAUACCAGGAGUUUUAUAUCCAACACUCGUCUCCCGUUGAAUAUGCGUACCUAUUUCCAGUUGCUGUGGACUUCGAUCGUCUUUGUCGCGCUUGCUAUCAGGUCGUUUCCUGCUAUAGCAUACUGCGGACGGUAUUCGUUAAUCUGGAUGAUCGCAUCUUCCAGGUGAUCUUGCAAAGCCUGGAGCCCAGCUUUGAAUUUGUAGAACAAGAGGAUCCCGAGGCAUAUAUGACACACCUCUCCCGCCAGCGACCGACCCCAACCACCCAACUCCUUUUCAGUCCAGUCAGUUUCAAGGUCAUUACCAGCACCGUUCGGCGAGAAUUUGUUUUUCUUGUCAGUUUGUCUCACGCCCAAUACGACCAGUCCUGUAUUGGCAUUCUCUGGCAUGCCAUUGCCGCAGCCUACGCGGGACAGGAGGUCCCGGAGGCUACAGACUUUGCCAAUGUGGUUCAUCACCGCAUCGGGCAAAAUCAUACAGAUGCCUUCACCUUCUGGAAGGAGUACUUGCACGACGCUUCUCCGGCAGCACUCUCCCCAUUUGGCGUUGCCAAACCCUCACUUCCACCCGUCGAGCUAAAACACCCACCAACGGCAAUGCGAGGUAUUGACCGGCCCUAUCUUCGAUCAGAGGCUACCAUGUCGACGCUAGUCAAGUCGGCCCUGGCAUGGGUAAUCGCUCACGACCACACCAGCCAAUCGGAUCUUGUCUUCGGCCAAGUCGUCCAUGGGCGUGGUGGCUUGCCUCCAGGAAUCGGCAACAUCUUCGGUCCAUGUAUCAAUACACUCCCAGUCAGGAUUACAAUCGACACCUCAUCGACGGUGGCACAGUUUAUGCGAUAUGUACAAACACAGCAGAUGGCUGUUUUUCAACACGACUCGCUAACACUUCCAACUAUUGCAAAACAUUCCACUAGUUGGCCAGAAGAUGUCCGAUUCGGUCUUCGCGUCCAUCACGAGAGUCCGCAGCCUAACAGUUCCUGGGAGCUUGGUGGAGUUGCUUCUUUGGCCAACGCCGGUUGGGGCAACGCGAAGACCGUCCCAGGACAGAUGGAUGUGGUCUCCAUAGAGCGGGACUCGGGCCUCGAUUUGAUCGUGACGGGGGCGGGGGAUGUCCUGGGACAGCCGUUCGUUGACCAAUUGGCAGACAGCCUGACGGAGAUGAUCCAAUUGUUCUCCAAAUAUCCAAAUGCCCCUUUGACAAGUUUGAGGGAUGCGGAUGCAAUGCCCCAAUCCUAUCGCCAACCUACUCCUGUGUAUAAUUGA
Molecule: messenger RNA, 12324 nt
Organism: Penicillium waksmanii
Lineage: Eukaryota; Fungi; Ascomycota; Eurotiomycetes; Eurotiales; Aspergillaceae
Exons: 3
Coding region: 1-12324 (4107 amino acids)
Biological process (GO): amino acid activation for nonribosomal peptide biosynthetic process; secondary metabolite biosynthetic process
Cellular component (GO): cytoplasm
Molecular function (GO): catalytic activity; phosphopantetheine binding
Source: RefSeq, a predicted model, not a curated record